UCUGUGUAGUUUUGGUGCCUGUCCUGGAUCUCGCUCUGUAGACCAGACUGGCCUCGAACUCACAGAGGCCUGGUUCUGCCUCCGGGUACUGGGAUUAAAGGCGUCUGCCACCACUGCCCGUCACUUUCUAAAAUGAAAUGAAACCAUCAAAAAAGGAUUAGGAUUAUUUUCUGAAUUAUGCUACAUUUUACUUACUGAGGAAACACCUUCAUUGACUUUUUUUUUUUUUUAAUUUUGUGUAGCCCAGGCUAGUCUUGAACUCCUGGCAAUCUUCAUACUUCAGCCUUCUAAAUGCUGGGGUUAGACUUGUGACCUCAUGCCCUAUGACUGGAUUUGGGCAUUCAUUCCCCAAGUGUGUAACAACAUCCAGGCUAAUUUCUAUAGCUAACAUUAAUUCAAUUCGCAUAAUUCACUAGCCUUCUGCCAUUUCUAGACAUUUCAUCGUUUGUAUUAGUGUUAAUGACCCGUAUUGUUCAUUGGCCAGUGGCGCACAUUCAAUAAAUGCCAGUUGACGGGCUGGAGAGAUGGUUCAACAGCCAUCGAGAACGCUGGUUAGUCUUUUAGAGGACCAAGGUUCGAUCCCCAUCAUCCUAACAGCUGUCUGCAAUUCUAGUUCCAGGGGAUUCGAGGCCUUGCCCACCGCUGGCACCAGGUGCAGGCAAAACACCCAUACACAUAAAAUAAAUAAACUCCAAAAAGAAUGAGGACGAGAAAGAAUAUUAGAAGAGAGCUAAAAGGGUAGAAUUGACCUCUAUUGUCUUCUUUAUGAGCAUACUGCCGUCACAGGAUUACCAAGGAAAGGGCGAGAAUCUUGCUGAACAGGGGGCCGGAGGAGACACUGGGAAGGAAGAAACAGAGGGUUUCCAGAAAGAUUUUAAAGGAAAGGUGCUGGGGUGGAGGUGGUGAUAGGGGACAAUCGUUAAGCCAGAGUCUGCAGACGGAACGAUUCAUUGGGAGCUGUCGCUGGAAUCUUUGGGAAGAAUACGAACUGGAAAAGGGCGGGUUGAUGUUAAGGAAGUAAAUGACAGCAUUACGCUGCUGUGACAAAGGCAAGAUUAGAUUCUAUCUUGGUACCUGAAAGUUUGUGGGCGCAAUCCUUGGGAGAGGGCAAAGGAAUGCGGAGCUCAAGUUCAAAUGCUGUAAGGUGCUUGUUGAGACAAACAGUUAAGUAUCUGGUAAGCGUUGGUUGAUACAGCGGUCGGAGAUAGAGAAGCGGGUCUGGAUUAGCUGGAAGCGUGUAAACCUUCCCAGAGUGGAGAGCUGGGGAUAGAUAGGACAGUUCGGCUAAGCUCGUGGAUUUAGAAGUAGGGAGAGAACAGGAGCAGGGUUAAGAAAAUCGGAGAAAAGAUCCAAAGAGGGAGCCAUGUUGAAAGCUAGGGGAACAAGAAACGUGGCGACAGACGCCUCCCAGAGGGCAAAGAGGAGAAUGGCACUCGCAUCCAAUCCUCGGCCAAACGAUUCCGAGGAGCACAGAGGUGGGGAUUGGGCGAGCCACAGACGAGGCUAAGGGAGGCGACUUCUUCAGUUCCCUUACGGAGGCUGCCUAUGAAAGACAGGAAAGGUUAGCCCUGAAGAGUAAUGCAAAGCUUCAGGGGAAAAUCCCAUACUCUUGAGGGGAGUGGCUGUCGCCUUUUGUGCUCUUGGAGGAGGGAGGCUUUUUGGAUUUUCCAGCUCUGAACUGGGCAAACCAAACCCUUAUAAGUUACCAUACUAAAAUAAACAGCUCCGCGAAAGUCUUCUGCCUUUAAAAAUCCUGGGGUGUGAAUAGGGAGCUUUAAUGUGGCGCUUAUCGAUUGGUAAGUUUAAAAAAAAAAAUCCGUCAUUUCCGGUACUGUAGGAUGUAAACCAUUGCGUCCAGCUCCUGCUCUCCCAUUGGCUGUUCGAGGCAGCUCCGCUUUCAGCCAAUCAAACUACUAUUCCUUCACCCCUCCCGGCAGAUCUUAUAAAUUACACCAAAUUGCUUCACCUUUCCAUAUCCUUUGCUUGAAAAAGCAGCCGUUAUUGCCUAUUCCGCCAUCAUGUCUGGUCGCGGCAAGCAAGGAGGCAAGGCCCGCGCCAAGGCCAAGUCGCGGUCGUCCCGCGCCGGCCUGCAGUUCCCGGUGGGGCGCGUGCACCGGCUGCUGCGCAAGGGCAACUACGCGGAGCGCGUGGGCGCCGGCGCGCCCGUGUACAUGGCGGCCGUGCUGGAGUACCUGACGGCCGAGAUCCUGGAGCUGGCGGGCAACGCGGCCCGCGACAACAAGAAGACGCGCAUCAUCCCGCGCCACCUGCAGCUGGCCGUGAGGAACGAUGAGGAGCUGAACAAGUUGCUAGGGGGUGUCACCAUCGCCCAGGGCGGCGUCCUGCCCAACAUCCAGGCCGUCUUAUUGCCAAAGAAAACGGAGAGCCACAAACCCGGCAAGAACAAGUAA
Peromyscus californicus insignis is the source of this 2411-nucleotide messenger RNA. Its product is annotated as histone H2A type 2-B. Bases 2019 to 2411 code for a protein of 130 amino acids. The record is from RefSeq and is a predicted model, not a curated record. Gene Ontology annotation, molecular function: structural constituent of chromatin; DNA binding; protein heterodimerization activity. The transcript has a single exon. Gene Ontology annotation, cellular component: nucleosome. NCBI's taxonomy places the organism in Eukaryota, Metazoa, Chordata, Mammalia, Rodentia, Cricetidae.